GUCAACACUCACAUCCUGCAUGUGAGAGCAGGAAACGGCAAAGGAGUAACGGUACCGCAUCACUUUCUCUUUUGUUGGUUUAUUGUCAGAGCGGUUCUGAAACAAUGAGUAAAGUUGGACUUUAACUGGAUUGCUGUACUUCCAGUAAAUGAUGCAGGGUGCAAUUGCACGGGUUUGCAUUGUGGUAGCGGCUGCUAUCCUAAACCACCCACUGUUCUUCCCCAGUGAGAACACUACCAUCCCUGAGCAAGAUGAUGACCUCCUGGCCAGGAUGAGAGAACACCAGGAAAAACUAGAGGCUGAACAACAGCGACUGGAACAGGAGAUCGCUAAGGCAGAACAAGCUUUAACUGGUGAUCAGGACAGUUAUGGCUGGUACUUCUGGAGUGCCCUCUGCCUUGUUAUUUUCCUCACGAUUGAGGUUUGCAGGCAGGAAAUAGUGCCUGCUGAAAUUCAUGACCCAGUGGAAGAUGAAGAUGGAUAUUCCAGUGCUGGAUAUCUCAAUGCUAAGGCUGUAGCCUUCGAUAAAGGUGUUCUAAAUAACUUUUGCAAGACCCGCUUUCUUCCUUUUGCCCAUGAGAGCGGGAGAGUACGGGAAUUUGUCGAGGGCUUUGCAGAUGAUUUGCUCGAGGCUUUGAGAAGUGUUUGUGAUCGAGAGGCUGACUUGGAGGUUGAGGACUUUGUUGGUAUAGGCAGUGUAUUUGAAUCCUGGAGGGUGUGUAAGCCUGCCACAUGUGACCUCAUUGUCCCCUUUGCUCCCCCUCAGCCAUACAGGUUCCAGUUUCAGCUCUGGUGUGACCCUUUCACUGAUAUCCCACUAGAUCUUCAAGGAUAUGGAAGGAUUCAACUUAAAAAGCCAAAUGGGGACUGUCUAUGUGGCUCAACCAAUCUCGGUGAUGACAUGCUGUGUCUGCUUCACAAUAGAAAUGACUUUGAUAAGCUUGAUGAACUCACAUUAGAGGAACGCCUCUGUGCAAGGGACACUGCAUAUUUGUCUAAAGAUCAGCUCAUGAGAUGGUUCCAGAUCUCAGUGACCAAAGCAUGGGGGCAGAUCUCUCAUAAGUAUGAUUUUGAGCUGGCCUUUCGGAACCUGGACUUUCCUGGAGCACUGCAAAUCAGAUUUAGGUCUGGAAAGACUGUUGUUCUUAACGUUACACCAGCCGUUCUGUUUGAAGACUCUGAUGCAUACCUUAUCUCUCAUUUCCCCUCUGAUACUAGUAACGCCUCAGACAUUCACUGGCAACUCUCACUCACAGUUUAUGAAAGGAAUCUGCUAAAACACCUCCCUAUAAAACUUCCUACAAAUUCUUGUCACAUUUACUGUCUUCAGAUAGUGUCCUUCUUGCAUAAAAAGCAGACAGCUUUGACUGGGAGAUGUGCCCUAACAAAUUACCAUAUAAAGACUGCACUCUUACAUCUGUUAUUGAGUAAACCUCCUUCAAUGUGGCAGCCACAGAAUCUUGAUCACAGAUUACAGGAUUUGCUCAGCUUCCUUCAGAAAAGCCUGGAGGAGAAGAGACUCUAUCAUGUCAUUGUCGGGAACCCUCACGUCCCAAUUGAAAUUCAGAUUCCCAUAAUAUUUCGCACCGCAGAGCCAAUAAACCUAUUUAGGCCUCUUGUGUUGCAGAGGCAAAUAUAUGCCAAAAUGGUGGAGCAUUUUCAGGAGAUGAUCAGAAAUACCUCUGUGCUUGUUCAAGAAUAUACACCUCACUUGCCUAAUGGUCACACUGGCCAUGAACUCAACAGCCCAGAUGUAGGUUGACUCAUGGCUCUGAUG
Xyrauchen texanus (razorback sucker) is the source of this 1777-nucleotide messenger RNA. RefSeq names its product inositol 1,4,5-trisphosphate receptor-interacting protein-like. The record is from RefSeq and is a predicted model, not a curated record. NCBI's taxonomy places the organism in Eukaryota, Metazoa, Chordata, Actinopteri, Cypriniformes, Catostomidae. The coding region runs from base 149 to 1762 and encodes 537 amino acids. The transcript has 2 exons. Gene Ontology annotation, cellular component: membrane.